This is a messenger RNA of Priapulus caudatus, 265 nucleotides long. Its product is annotated as probable cation-transporting P-type ATPase C. The transcript has a single exon. NCBI's taxonomy places the organism in Eukaryota, Metazoa, Priapulida, Priapulimorpha, Priapulimorphida, Priapulidae. The annotation marks the transcript as partial. Gene Ontology annotation, biological process: copper ion homeostasis. Gene Ontology annotation, molecular function: P-type divalent copper transporter activity; copper ion binding; ATP hydrolysis activity. Gene Ontology annotation, cellular component: membrane. The record is from RefSeq and is a predicted model, not a curated record.
AGAGACGAAGCUGCUGAUGUUAUAGCUGACUUAAAAGCACAUGGUAUUAAUGAAAUUGUAUUAAUUUCUGGUGACCAUGAUGCACCAACUAAAGAGCUAGCUCGCCAAUUAAAUAUUGAUCGCUACUUUGCUGGUGUGUUACCGAAUGAAAAAGCAGAUUAUGUGAAGUUACUGCAAGAUGAAGGCAAGAAAGUCAUGAUGGUAGGUGAUGGUAUUAAUGACUCUGCCGCCCUUUCUCAUGCCGAUAUAGGUGUUUCCUUAAAAG